UGGGUAUCCAUCACGUGGCGCAACGUCACUGCGCAUCGAAGCUAACCAGGAGUGGCUGAGCUUCCAAUACUCCGUACUACUCCAGGCUACUACUAUCACGCGUUGCUUUCUGCAUGUCAGGCUCAGCAGCACACUUCCUCUUGUACUCGUAGACGAUAUCUCGACUACUUUCGAUUACGUUAUAGUUUAAUUUUCAGAUUCGGUCAUUUCUGCCAUGGCUGAAGAAGACAAAACUAAUACCAACAAGAUUACCCCGGGCCCAUAUAGUCCCAAGCCGGAGUCCCCUACGACGGCACGCCCUCUGGAUUUUGAUGAUGAACCUCAAGAAUCUGGCAUCGCCUCGGUGUCUGCAGCCGUAACUCAGCAGAAUGCGACAGAAGUUGCCCCGCAAAAGCCGCCGCGUCCAUUGAGCCCGCAACAACAGUCUGAAACAACUCUCAAAGAAGCGUUUCCAACUAUUGAAGUGUCAGUAAUCAAGGCAGUCUUGGUAGCGAGCAACUGGGACGUUGAACGCGCUUUCCAUGCUCUCCUUGGCAUGACUGACCCCAGCGCUGCCGAGCAAGAUGUUCCUCCUCCAAAGCCACCCCGCCCCUCCGCAACGCAGAGACAACUGGAAGCAGAUGAAUUGUAUGCUCGCCAGCUUGCGGAGCAUUACAAUCGCCGUGCACCCCAAUCCCGCUUGGAGGGUGGUCAUCCAUAUGAUCGGUCGAGAAGGGACAGUGAGCUGUCGGAUGACAGAGAGUAUAGCUUUUUUGAAGACGAUCUUCCGGUGAUCCGUGAAAAUAUCCGCAAAGGAUUUCUAGAGACCCAAACAAAAGUUAAUUCGUGGGUUCAAAAUCUAAAGAAAAGACUAGAUGGCGAAGAACAGGAUGAUGCGCCGUCUAGUCAAGGCUAUCGCAAUGAGAGUGAUGCCCAAACAAGGAGAAGCGGAGAGUUGGGCCGUCGCAGCGGGGAUCGCGAACGCUAUGACGCAGACCCCCAGGUUUUAAGUGAUGAUUUUUCAGCUCUUGAAAUGAGAGAUACAGAAGCUCCUCCACCAAGACCACCAAGGCCUCUUGCCAAUCCUAGCCUCUACAAGACCUUGUCGCCAUCACCAGACAGACGCAAAGUGUCUUUCCAAGAGGGCCCGCCCACCGAAAUCGGGGGCAAUCUUUACGACGCGUCUGAAUCGCCUAGACAUUCUCCUGCGGAUGGCAAACCAAGCAAAUGGCAACCAUUGUCUACUGUUGAGCCUUCACCUGUUGGAGAUCACGAUCCAUUUAGUCUAGGUGAUAGCGAGGAUGAAAAAGAUACCAAACCUAGGGAUCAGACUCCCGCUGAUGGUGGUGACCGCAUCAAGACAGCUACAGCCGAGGCGAUUGCUGGCUCGCUGCCUUCAGCAUCAAAAGCAAAUCAGAAGGCAGAUGGCGGAAAGUCUUAACGACGUGUCGGCAAUAUGCCCUUUUCGUUUCAUACGCAGUCAUGUUGUGCCUUUUCGUAGUUAUUCAGGAUGGAUGCCUAGAGUUGAUAAUGAUACCAGAGACUGCAGCACAGUACCAAAAGCUGAGAUAUCAUAUACACGUGUCAGUACAAUGAAGCAAAACACAUCAACUGAGCGAGUUAUUUUAUUGUAACUACACUUCCAAUGCCCGGACAGAGGGUAUCGCUGAAUUA
Molecule: messenger RNA, 1653 nt
Organism: Aspergillus caelatus
Lineage: Eukaryota; Fungi; Ascomycota; Eurotiomycetes; Eurotiales; Aspergillaceae
Exons: 5
Coding region: 215-1420 (401 amino acids)
Biological process (GO): ubiquitin-dependent protein catabolic process
Cellular component (GO): cytoplasm
Molecular function (GO): ubiquitin conjugating enzyme binding; ubiquitin binding
Source: RefSeq, a predicted model, not a curated record